AUGACCUCCGCCCCCGCCUUCACUACCUCCUUCCUCCCCUCCCUGCCCCCCACUUUCCGCACCGGCUGCACCUGCGCCUCCCAAAUGCCCCUACACAUGACCCAAGCCGCCCCAUUUCCGCCCGCAUCCAAGUCGCCAUCCUCCAGGUCCGGUCCCUCGUACACCCGUCGCGCCGUCGUCAGUCUCUUCGGGGCGACGUUCGGUCUAUCUGCCUUCGCCCACAUAGAACGCGCGAUGGCCGCGUCGGACGGCCUCACGCUCUCCCGCACCUCUCUACAAUCAAUACGCGCGCGCGUCGACGACAUCGACCCGCUGAUCGCCGCGGCCAAGUGGGACUCCGUGCGCACCGUCCUCGCUUCCCGCCCAGUCGUCGGCGUCAAGGACGUGUGCAACCAGCUCCUGAACGCUUCGUCACAGGACGCGGGCGGCGCCAUCGUCGGCUUGAGAGAGGACUUGCAGUCCGCCAUACGAUUGUUAGAUACCAGCGUUUAUGCAAACGUGUUCAUUGGCGAGGAUAGACAGAUUCUGGGCACGAAGGUCGACUACGACGUGCCGAAGAUAUAUUUAGGCGACGUUAAGGAUGCCCUGGAUUCGUUGAUCGAUAUUGCAUCCAGUUGAGCGCGGCGUAACCACGCGCAUAGCGGACAGCGGUGAACGCGUUCUUUUCGCCCUCGGGACGUUGCGCGACGUUAUGCGACUGUAUACAUAAACAUUUUUUCAUCCAGUGCUGGACUGUUUAGUCCACGCACCAAG
Molecule: messenger RNA, 753 nt
Organism: Chondrus crispus (carragheen)
Lineage: Eukaryota; Rhodophyta; Florideophyceae; Gigartinales; Gigartinaceae
Exons: 2
Coding region: 1-618 (205 amino acids)
Source: RefSeq, a predicted model, not a curated record